AUGGAUGCAAUCAGUCAUCUUCUCGCAUAUGGUUUGAAAAAACUUGUCUUCCUGGCAACUUUCCUUCUAGAAAUUUUGAAAGAAUAUAUUGUAUAUCUUCUUGUCUUCCAGCAACUGUAUGCAGCUCAGCUGGCAAGCAUGCAAGUUUCUCCUGGAGCCAAAAUGCCAUCUACUCCACAGCCACCAAAUACAGCAGGGGCACUCUCACCUACUGGGAUGAAAAAUGAGAAGAGAGGGACCAGCCCGGUAACUCAAGUUAAGGAUGAAGCAGCCCAGCCACUGAAUCUUUCAGCCCGACCCAAGACAGCUGAACCAGUCAAAUCCCCAACAUCUCCAACACAGAACCUCUUCCCAGCUAGCAAAAGCAGUCCAGUGACAGUGACAAACAAGAGUGGUAUCCCCAGCCCCCUUGGUGGAUCUCUGGGAAGAGGAUCCUCCUUAGAUAUUCUUUCCAGUCUUAAUUCACCUGCCCUGUUUGGGGACCAGGACACAGUAAUGAAAGCCAUUCAGGAGGCUCGGAAAAUGAGAGAGCAGAUCCAAAGGGAGCAGCAGCAGCAACAGCAGCCACAUGGUGUUGAUGGAAAAUUGCCCUCCAUGAAUAACAUGGGUCUAAACAACUGCAGGAAUGAAAAGGUAAUGUUUCCUACUGCCACACAGUGUCUCAUUCAUUCUUUUCCCUGUAAAUAUCUUCUUAUUUUUGUAUAAAAUCUUUUUUUACAA
Messenger RNA from Meleagris gallopavo (turkey), 720 nucleotides. Lineage: Eukaryota; Metazoa; Chordata; Aves; Galliformes; Phasianidae. The record is from RefSeq and is a predicted model, not a curated record.